GGGCGCGCGUCUGUGACGUCACCAGGCGCCGGGUGUUUCUCCGAGGAGCGGGCCUUUCAAACUCUGGCGGUUGCCCGGCGACCGGGUCGGCGCCGACAUGAAGGCCCAGGGUCUGUUAAAGCUUAACUACCGGAAAAGAUACUGCAAUACUGAAAGGCAGGUGGUUGACAUUAAGCCAGGAGGCAAUGUACUGAAAUAUAUUCAAGACUGCUUUGAAAUUGUGGCCAUGGAGCCGCCAGUCUUGAGGCCCUCCCCCAGCACCUCGAGUUGUUCAUCCCCCGAUUUGAGCCAAGAUCACUUUCUGCCUCCUAGUGAGAAGAAAAAAUCUCCAGUUUUGGUUAAUUCUGUCAGGAGUGCCUUUUCUGCCACCUGUUCAAAACCACGACCCAGAGAAACCUUCAGUUCAGGCGACGAUGACGUGUUCCUCCCCAAUUCUCCUGAUGAGGAUGGGACCCCCUUAGGAACACCUGCUCUUCUCGUUGAGAAAGCUCCAAGUGACCCAGAAGUGGCUUCCCCAGAUCCAGAUGGCAGUCUCUUCCUGAAUUCAGAUUCUCUAGCACUGCCAUCUCCCCAUUCAGAGCUGGAGAACGAAGAUGAGUUUUUGAUAGCGGAAUCAUUUGGGGACCCCUCCCCCUCUUGGCUUUCGCAACCAAAAAAGAACAACCUACCCAAGAAGAGGCAUUUAACUUCUCCACUGCUUGGAAAGUGGAAAGCCAAAGAGCACAGUAUUGAUACACACAGUGGAGAUCACAUGCCAGUUGUUGAACAGGGCAACAGUUUUUCAAAGCAGCCACAAUCCAUUGUACCUACAGCCCUGCAGUCAUCCACCAGUAAAGAAAUUAAGAAGCAAAAGUGUCCCAAAAAUGUGCCUCCAAAAAAGCCAACACAAAGGCAAAGGAAGAAUAUUAAAAGUUCUGCCAGAGAUUCAAGAAGGAAAUGCAGAGUGUUGGUUUUGGAAGAGAGCAUUGAAACUGAGCCCAAAGGACUAUGCUCCAUGCAGGCUGAAAUGCCUCCUGGGGACGGAUUAACUCCUUUGGGAAAGAGAAGUGCUUAUGUCAGUCGGACAUUUUUAGUAAGUCCUGAAGAUGAGCAUGGCAGAACAUUAACCCAAGAGGGGUCCUGCAACUCAGGAGAAGCGGUUCCAUCCAUGGAACAGCAAAAUAGCAGGACACUUUCAGAACGGUGUUCAUUUGUGCGAGCUAUAAAUAUGAACGAUCUCAGUGGUCCAGUCUACAGUCAAAAUGAUAAAGUGCCAUUUGAACGUGAAGUGAUUAGAGGCAAGAAGGGAGAAUCAUUUUUAGAGCCAUCUGUAGCCCUGCAGGAGGACUUGGUCUUACUGCCUUCAGAUUCAUUAAAGGAUAAAGUGGUAAGACUGAAACCCCACCUUCGUCGGAGCAAACGAAUGCGGCUUAAACCUUUAGAGUACUGGCGUGGGGAGCGUGUGAUGUAUAAGGUGAAAUCUUCAGGAGGGUUUGUAGCUAGUGGAAUCAUAUCACCUAAACCGAAAGAACCCUGCAAACGUAACAGGACAAAACAAGCUACAAAGAUGGACUUGGAGAAGAUGCUGGGAAAUGCAAAUCCUGCCUUGAAAGAUCCCUCAGAGCCAGCUCACGUAUUUGAUGCCGCCUCAAAGCAAGAAGUUCUUCAAGAAUGUGUGAAUAGCGGCCAUUCACAUUUGCUUUUCUUCAAUAAUGAAGAUGUGUCUGUGUACAAAUACUUUUCUACACCCAUCUUUUCUACUGGCAAACUGAUAUUGAAGCCAUUCAAAGAAAAGGGAUCUCAGUAUUCCCAUACAGAUACACUGGUUUUCCAUAUUGUCAAAGGCAGGCUUCUUUUUACUUUGUAUGGCCAGUGUUAUCCUCUGUGUACUGGGAAUUACUUCUAUGUUCCAGCGGGGAAUGUAUACAACAUACAGAAUAUCUCGAAUGAAGAAUGCAUUCUGGUUUUCACACACAUAAAAGGAAACAGGCUGGAAGGUGAAUGAAAUAUCCUCAGAUCCAUAUCUCGUGGAGCAACGUGGCGAUCACAUGCUAAAACUGGAAGAAUUCUCAGGAGUUCUGUAUCGUUGCAGGUUUUUCAGUUAGUCUGUUUCUAGGACUUUUUUCAAUUAAGUUGUUUAUUUUUGGAGGUUCUUUAACUUCUCAUGUAUUCUUCAGCAAUUGCAGCUGUAAAAUGUGUGGCUCUAAAAGCUGGAGCAAAAAUCUUUGCAAAGGUACAAGGACUUUUAAAACCAAGUUCCAAGUGUGUUCUCUCCAAACGUAUUCCCAAGGCAACAUCCACAUUCAGGCCAGACAUGUGCCCUUCUUUUUUGGUUGCCCUGAGAGAUGCUUUGGUUUUUAAAAAAUGAAAAACCUCUGAAGGUUUCCUUGUGUGCCAUGGCAGUGCUGCUCAGAAUGCACCAGCGCUCCUGAAGAUGGUGUGCAGAGGAGCUGGGCAGAGGAAAAAGUGAGGGCUUUUUCUUAUUACUUUUGGUAUGUUUGAAAAUAUUAAAAGUUGUAAUGUUAAAAAGUUGUACUUAAAUCUGAAUCUGAAAGUUGUAAUGUUUGAAAAUUAGAAGUUGUAUGUUUGAAAAUAUUAAAAGUUGAAGGCAUGUUGACUUCGAAA
Heteronotia binoei (common prickly gecko) is the source of this 2604-nucleotide messenger RNA. RefSeq names its product centromere protein C (gene CENPC). Lineage: Eukaryota; Metazoa; Chordata; Lepidosauria; Squamata; Gekkonidae. The record is from RefSeq and is a predicted model, not a curated record. Bases 98 to 1984 code for a protein of 628 amino acids. Gene Ontology annotation, biological process: spindle attachment to meiosis I kinetochore; kinetochore assembly; attachment of mitotic spindle microtubules to kinetochore. The transcript has 17 exons. Gene Ontology annotation, cellular component: kinetochore. Gene Ontology annotation, molecular function: centromeric DNA binding.